AGCUUAGCCGUGGCUGCCUUUUCUAUCCCGUGAUGGAGGAUUGUGAACAUGGCGCCCUCCAAAACAAACCAUUAGGUGUCUGGCUGUGUUUUGUUGUUUUGUGACGGCGAAUGGAGCUUCAAGUAGACCCGAAAUACUAGUAGUUGUCGCUUUGUUUGUGAAGCUUGUCUGGGUUCGCUGACAAGUUAGCUAGCUUAGGUUUUACCAAUCAACAAGCUAAGUUGAGAUGAAUAAGGAAGUCAUGUCACGUGUGGUGAAGAAGAGGCAGGCGGACCCCAAGGUGGUCCAGUACGUGUGGGCGGCCAUCGAGGUCGUCCGCAACCAGAAACAAAUCGCAAACAUGGACAGGAUCUCAAAGUACCUGAGCCGUGUGUUUGGCAUGCACCCUAAGGAGACUGCCCGACAGCUGAGCUUGGCCGUGAAGGACGGCCUGGUGGUGGAGACCCUGACCGUCGGCUGCAAGGGCUCCAAGGCCGGCAUCGAGCAGGAGGGAUACUGGCUGCCCGGGGAUGAGAUGGAGCCGAAAGCCGAGGGAAGCAAGGAGUGGGAGGCAGAGAGCCACGACUGGUACUGCUUCGAGUGUCACCUACCGGGCGACGUCCUCUCGUGCGACAACUGCUUCCGGGUUUACCACCUCAAAUGUCUGGCGGACGAGUUCAAGCCCAGAGACGGAGGAUCCCACUGGCAGUGUGUCGCCUGCAGGGGCAGUAAAAAGAAGAACCUGAACAAACAGGAGAUGAGUAAAUACCUGCGCUUCAUCGUCCAGCGUAUGAAGGAGAGGGCCGUGGACCUGCACAAGAAAGGCAAAGACACUAAACAUCCCAUGUACAAACGGCUGAUCCACACUGCGCUGGAGGUCUCAAACAUCCAGGAGAACCUGUCUGAAGGAAAGUAUAAAAGCUUCGAGGAGUUCAAAGCAGACGCUCAGCUGAUAGUUCACAACACUUCCAUCUUGUAUGGAGUUCACAGCGACCAGGCGGAGAUCGCGCGGCUGCUCUUCAGCGACACAUGCCAUGAGUUAAAUGAGUUGUUGUUGUGUAAGAACUGUUUCUACCUGUCGAACGCCCGGCCAGACAACUGGUUCUGUUACCCCUGUAGCCCCAACCACGACCUGGUGUGGGCCAAGAUGAAAGGAUUUGGCUACUGGCCGGCCAAAGUCCUUCAGAGGGAUGAAAACCAGGUGGACGUACGCUUCUUUGGCCACCAGCACCAGAGAGCGUGGAUCCCCUCGGACAACAUCCAGGACAUCAAGGUGAGCGUCCAGCAGCUGCAGGUGAAGCGCAGCAACGGCUGGAAGAAGGCGUGCGAGGAGCUGGAGGUCUACCAGCGCUUCCUAAGGGAGGGCCGCUUCUGGAAAACAAAGAUGGAGGAAGGCACCAUGCAGUCACACCAGCAACUGCAACAGAACCUGAACCAGAGCCAGAGCCAGAACCAGAGCCAGAGCCAGCCGCAGCAGCAGGAGGGCAGCGGGAGGACGGACAGGCUGGAGCGGACAGACGAAGCCGAGUCCAGCAUCUCCUCCACCAGCAACGAGCAGGUCCGACAUCUCAAAAGCAGCCUGGAGCCCAAGGCCAAGAAAAGCCGUCGAACUCAAAUAGUCAAACCCAAAGAAGAAGCCAGUUCUGUGCUUCACUGCUCGUCUCUUCACCAGGACCCGGAGCCCGAGAUGGAGGCGGUCAGCUCCAGCCAGGAGAUCCCCGUGUCCUCGGCGCCCCAGCAGCCCGAGAAGCUGUCGGUGUCCACGCAGACCAAGAAGGCCAGCGGCGGGUCGCCGCGCACGCUCCACCGCGGCACGCAGACCAGCAGCGACGGCGCCUGCCAGAACAUGUGCCACGAGAAGUACACCAAGGUCUUCAACGACGUCAAGGAGAUGAUGAAGGCCGACAACAAGCGGGAGACGGAGAGGGUCGUCCGAGAGGCUCUGGAGAAGCUCCGCGCCGAGAUGGAGGAGGAGAAGCGGCAGGCGGUGAGCAAGGCGGUGGCCGGAGCUCAGACGGAGAUGGAGCGGAAGUGUAAACAGGUGAAGGAGAAGUGUAAAGAGGAGCUGGUGGAGGAGGUGAAGAAGGUGGUGGGCCAACACAAACAGCUCAUCUCCCAGACCAAGAAAAAGCAGUGGUGUUACAAUGCGAGGAGGAGGCCAUGACCACGCGCUGGAACACACGUACUGCUCCAUGCAAGUGUCAGCAGGAGCACUGCACGCCACCACAAACGCACCUCCGCAUAGAGAUGAACACAGCCACGCCCCUUCCCCCCUCCUCCCUUCUGAUUCACCAGCAGCAUGGUCUCGCUUCCUCUCGUCAGUCAGUGUCUACAACACACACACACACACACCACCACACACACACCACCUACCGACACCACACCCACUCUCCUGCUUUCUUAUUGCCUUCCUGAAAACUUUGUGGACCCGAUGUUUUCUGCGUGAAAAGAGCAAUUUGUUCCCUUGUUGUUGUUGUUGUUGUUGUUUUUUAAUUUUGUUUGUAUUAUUUAACAUUGUGUUGAUUUUUUUUUUUUUUCUUCUAUCUUCGUGUUUUUUGUUCUAUCCCUCUAAAAAAGCGAACAGAUUGCUCGAGAGCGUGGCUCAAACGCAGGGUUACGGUAUGGAUCUUUGUGUUGGUUUCUUAUUCAGAUUUCUUUUCUUUUGUUUUGUUUUCUCUUUCUUUACUGAAGUGCUGAUUUUGAGCUCGUGUCCGAGAAUGUGUUAUUUAAGUGUGUAGUACACAGACGCGCGUCGACCGAGAAGAUUUUAUUACCUGAAUUUUUAGAUACAAUUUUUUUUAAAAAAAUCACUUUUUUUCUUACUGUAAAUGCAAUCUUACAAGAAAACACACCGUGAGUAAUGUCGCAUCAUCAUCAUCAUCAUCAUCAUCAUCAUCAUCAUCAUCAUCAUCAUCAUCAUCAUCAUCAUCAUCAUCAUCAUCAUCAUCCGCGCUCCGCUUCCUUAGAGAAAACCUAUUUAAAAAAAACAAAAAAUUUAAAAAAGACAAAAAACUACCUAAGGUGUUAAUUUGUAGACGACUUGGCUCCCCGACGUUAACACACACACACACACACACACACACACACACAUAUAUAUAUUUAUUUCAUGAAACUGUUGCUGUGACGACUAGCACCUUUUUAUCCUUUCUACCUAAAACUCGUAUCGUGCUCAAGUCAUUUAUUGGGAACAGGGUCACGAGGUCGGCGUUGAAAAGACGUCGACAAAAUAAAUCUCCGAUGUAUUGUUGUGAUAAUAUUAAUAUGCACAUUUUGGGGCUCUCCUUUUUUGUUGUUUUUGUGUGAAUAGACGUUUUUUUUUGUACGAGUCAGAUAUUAAAAGAAACAUUUUAAUUGGCUGUAAAUUGGGGAAUUGUAGAGCGAUCUUCCCUGAGCUGGAUCUUAGAGAGGUUUUCAUAACUUGACAGUCCCCCCCCCCCCCCCCACACACACACACACACACUUUCUCUUUUCAACCCAAAUGCGUGUAAUAUUGCCAAAAAAAAAGAAAAAUCUGACACUUGAUGUGGCGUGUCCCCCCCCCCCUCCCCCCCCCCCCACGCCCCUCCUCCAAAAACCUUCAAAUAGCAAUGAUGUACAUUUUUUUUCCGAGCGUCGCCAGUGUCCAAUUUUUUAAUACUUUUUUUAUUAUUAUAGUGAUGUAAACUCAAAAUUCCUUUCUCUUUUUUCUUAACCCCGAGUGACUCUUUCACUGCUUACGCUGUAGUUAGAGGUCAGUGCCUCUCUUUCUUUUCUUCUUUUUGGGGCUUUCUCAUCCUCACACUACGGGAAACAUGCAUGUUGAUAGUUUCAUAGUUUCCGUUUUUCAUUCAUUACGGUAAAACCGAAACACCAGAAAACCAGAAAACACAAAAAAAAAAGCCCAGAAGCUCGCUGGUAGGAUUGGGCAUCGGGAGACGAUUUCUACUCGGAAAUCUGAUUCCAGUGGAAUCAUUUCUUAUUAGAGUCGUUUGCAAACCAUCACUUUUUAACAUUUUACAUUUUAACACGCGCAGGUUGAGGUUUCCGGGAGCGGCCAGGCGCUUGUUGUGCUGCAGCCGUGGAGCACCGUAAGCCACGCUCUAGUGUGGCUUUAUUUUACUUUGAAAAACCGCCAACCACCAAUUGAAUCAAAACAAAAACGUUCCUCUUUGUUUGUGAAAAUAGGCAUGUGACCCCGUUUCAACGCCGCCCCUCUCAAAGAAUGGAGAACCGAUUAGAUCCCGGGAUUGAAAGGAAGGAACGGAAUUAAAAUCAGAAUUAAGUUAAAACCCCGAACGAUGCCCGACCCUAACUCCUAAUUUCCACCGGUUGCGUAACGUCUUCGGAUGCGCUCCGGAACGGCUGCAGAGUCGUUAGGUUUCCCUUAAAGUCGAUGCGUGUCAUCGUGUGUCCGGACGCCGGAGAGCUCCGCGGCAAUUCAGCACACGGCAGAUUGUGCCGGACAGGAAGUCGAGCACAGAAACCAAAUAAAACAUCCGGUUAAUUUUCAAAAUAAAAUACGUCAUGCUCACAGCGGAGCUUAUCUCCCUGCACCACGCCUUGAAAACACAGGGUUGUUUCCUCUCUGUUCUUCUGGAUGGAAAAACAACCUUUUGUUGGUUUUGUGGUUUCGCGGUUCUAGUCUACGUGAAUUCGCGAGAUCUCGUGACGGGUCCUCGUGAUUUCAGCUGUCAGUCACGGCCGCAGCCGUUCCGCAUCGAAUCCAGAACCUGGUGGGCGUCGAGGGGCGGAGCCGACGCACAGCUGUUCACAACCGCUUGAAAUCAGGAGUCACCUGACCCGGCGCCGCUGUGGUUGGGGGGUCAGGGCCCGUCUCGCCUUUUUUUUCUUUUUUUUUGGUUUUUCGGUUCCUCACCCUCACACUAAAGACGACGUGCAUGUUCAUAGUUUCAUAGGUUUUUUUCUUUCUCGCUCGCUGGUGUUUAAUAACGAGCAGUGACGACGGAUGGACCGAUAUAAAACAAUAUGCAAAUGUGAAAUGAGCAAAUUCAAUCUUUUCUAUUGUGUUGUUGUUGUUUUUUUUCCAGCACUGGGUGUCGAUGGUUUAUAUGAAUAUGGUAUUUGGAAACUUUUUCUUCUUCUUCUUCUUCUUCUUCCAAAAUGCGGCAAUAAAAUUGCCAGUUUUUGAUUUUUUUUCUUUUGAGGCAGUGUGACUUUUAAAGUUUCCUGUUUGACCGUUUCCUCGGUAAUGACGACGUGACUGAACGGAGGAACGGUGAAAUACUCAGACGCAGCGCUCUGUGCUUCUGUUACCACGACGAAUAAAAUACCCUAAAUGCUCACAUAGUGGGCAGGGCCCUUUUUUUUUUUUUAACGAUUUUGAUCUUGAUCUUGAUUUUGAUCAUCUUUAAAUUCACCUCAACUAAAGAGAGAAUCCGACUUUUAUGGCAAACUCUUUUUUUUUUUUUUUUUUUUUAAAGUCCCGUUGCUUCUUUUUGCUGUAAAUGAAAACGCAUCACUUCCUCCGUCAGUGCAGCCGCAAAUACACACACUACUUUUACCUGGUGUGUACUACCACAUCACGUACUAAGCGUAUCCGGGCUGUACUACCUAUCAGUUGCCAUGGUGAUUUCUGCGUUACUCUCCCAUUCAACAGGAAGUAACGCAACACGCGAGCCGACGGACAAAACAAAAUGUUUUUUUAAGAGUUUUUGUACUUUUUCAUCCCGAUAUAUUUCUGUAGCUGGUACUCCCGAUUCUGUACUACAUACUACUACUCUGAAUAGAGCGUGUACUAUAUACCCUUAUACUGUUUUUGCACUUACUACACACAAAGUACACACAUUUGAAUCGCAGUUUAAAUUGCAGCUUUGUACUUUAACUGCCAGUCGAACUUAUUAAGUUUUUACAAAAUCUUGGGAAUGGUUUUCUUUUGUUUUGCGUAGUAGCUCCUCCAAGUCCCUUUUUGUCAACUUUUAUUAUUUCCGUUAUUGAUUAAUUUCCAUGUAUUUGAUUUAGUAUUACUAGUUUUGUCCGUUCAACACCAAAAGGUAUUCAAUUCAAAUCAAAUAGAAGAGAAGCAAAUCCUCACUUUUGAGCAAUAACAUAUUGUUUUGCUUGAUUGUUUUAUUUGAUCAGUACUUGUCCAAAUUGGUGCAUAUUAAUGUUUUUAAUAAUUUGUUUUUUUUUCUCAGUGUAAAGUCACUCUAGACUCAGAACUUGCUGAGAAUUGGUGUGAUGUAUGGAACUGGGACAUUAUUAUAAAAAUCUCCUUCUUUUACCUGGGAAGGCUUUUAUUGUGGAAUGUGUACAGGAAGUGGGAAGAUUUAGCCACGUUUCGCCCCGACAAAACAUAGCAAAUGGGGAUUUUAGACUGAAACUGCUGCCUUGUCAUUACCAGGAGUUUACCACACCGUUUAGAGACUAAACGUCCCCCAGCUGUCCCAUGGUUUGGUUAUUGUCAACAAAUCCCAUGUUAGUCCGUCUCUUAAUAUCGUCUGACUUCCUGUAUGUGUCUCUCGGCUCCAAGCUUAUUGGUUCUUGCGAAAGUCUUUUAAAACAACAAACAUGUAGUUUCUACAUAUACAGCUGGUCACUGUAGUUUUUUAAUCAAUCAAACAGGAGGAAGUAGUGCAGUAGUUUGGACUAUUUUUAUCCGCGGAUUAAUCCACAUUUGUGUGUGUGUGUGUGUGUGUGUGUGUGUGUGUGUGUGUGUGUGUGUGUGUGUGUGUGUUGUGUGUGUGUGUGUGUGUGUUUGUGUGUACAAGUGUUUUUAACAACAACGCAGCUCUAUGACACAGAGGAAGAAGAUAAAUCAGGCUAUGAAACACAGAUAAUACUUGUCAAUUAAUACAUUGUAAUAAAAAAAUAAAAAAGGGCCCACUAUUAGAGAAUUUACGGUAACUGUUCCACACUUUAAAGACUUUUAUUUAGACCAUUUCCUCUCACCUCUCGAGUCUUUUCUUUGGAAACUCCUUUAAGUGUAUCACUUUAAGAUGUAACAUGUUAUUGUACAGUUUGACCUCUCUGUUCUUAUCUCGCGAUUUCUGCAGCUUGUGAUUUAUUUUUGGAUUUCUGGAAAGAGUUUUAACGUUUUCUUGUGUUUUUCCUCACAUUUCUCCCCCCCUCCAUUUUGUUUCUUAUCACCAUUGCACUACAUGUAAAUAGAUAUCUCGUCCUUCAUAUUAUAUGUGCAUUGUAAAAGGAUUCACCGAUAUUAGGUUUCAGUUGGUUUUCUUCUUCUGUGUUCACAGUGAUCUGAAUGACUGUUAGUUCUAGUUUUGUACAAUGUACAACCGUUUAUCAUAUAUCAGUUGUUUUUCAUUUUAUAACACCGUUCCACUGCACCUGUGAUUUAUCCGAUUAUUUCAAAACGGCAUGUUGAAAACCAAGCCAACACACGGCAUGUUGUCCCAGACACACUUUGUUAAAGGCGACAUGUUUUAUGUUUCACUCUGUUUUUAUAUUCGUCCAUCCAGCCGUUUAUAAAAAGAAAAAAAGUUUUUUGAUGUCAUUCCAGUUUUUUUUUGUCAUUUUUUUGUCAUUUUUGUCAUUUUUUACUGCAUGAGUAAAAGGUGUGUGUGUGUGUGUAUCUCCGGCUCCUUUUUUUUUUCUUUUUUUUCUUUUUGUAAUGUAAAAAGAAAAAGAUGCAAUAUGACAAUGAUGUUUUAUUUUACAUUUUUUAUGGUUGAGCUAAACAUCUUUUGAAGCCGUUUUCAGCCUGGAAAAAAAGUGAGUAAAUCGAUCCGAUUGUGGUCCAUAAGCCGACGUUUCGCUCUUCUUAUUCCACAGUAUUACAGUACAUAAUACUAUGUGAGUAUAAGAUGAAAUUACAGAGUUUUUAUGUACUUCAAACUGGAAUAAAACCAGUGUAAAGUUUCCUUUUAUCUCCUGUUCUGUCCAUAUGUAAACUAUUAAUUGUGGCUUAACAUUUUCUAUCCUCCUCAACAUUUUUUUUUUUUUUUUUUUUAUGCUUUAGCUAGCAAUAUGUAUAUAAAUAUAUUCUAUGUGCUAACAUGGAGGAAAUAAAUGUAUCAACAAGUU
Messenger RNA from Etheostoma spectabile (orangethroat darter), 7962 nucleotides. It is a transcript of the gene zmynd11, whose product is annotated as zinc finger, MYND-type containing 11. Gene Ontology annotation, cellular component: nucleus. Gene Ontology annotation, molecular function: transcription corepressor activity; DNA binding. The transcript is spliced from 16 exons. Gene Ontology annotation, biological process: regulation of signal transduction; regulation of transcription elongation by RNA polymerase II. NCBI's taxonomy places the organism in Eukaryota, Metazoa, Chordata, Actinopteri, Perciformes, Percidae. Bases 227 to 2143 code for a protein of 638 amino acids. The record is from RefSeq and is a predicted model, not a curated record.